AUGUCACAUGCAGAUGCUCUUACAGAAGUUCAAUCAGUUGGUAUAAAUCUUUAUUCAACUGGUCGUUGUUUUGAUCGACAAAAUCCAGUUUGUACAAGUCUCGAACAAAUACGUUGUACAGUUAUACAAUGUAUAAAACAAUUCAAACAACAGAGUAAAUGUCCUUUGAUAAUUACAGGUGGUACUGAAGUUGGAAAUGCAUCGGGAAUUUAUGCACAUGAUAAUGGACAUAAAUUAAAUGUUCGAUUAACAAAAUGUAUUUAUAAAUAUAUAACAAAAAAUUUAGAAGAAAAUGGUGUACGAGCAAACGAUGGAGCAGAAGAGUUUAAAGAUAAACACGGAAAUUUAUAUAUUAAAGCAUAUAACAGAUGGGAUAUGAUUUUUACUAAAAAAUGUGACAGUUAA
This is a messenger RNA of Didymodactylos carnosus, 405 nucleotides long. NCBI's taxonomy places the organism in Eukaryota, Metazoa, Rotifera, Eurotatoria, Philodinida, Philodinidae. The record is from the annotation of a GenBank genome assembly.